Stylophora pistillata is the source of this 1638-nucleotide messenger RNA. RefSeq lists its product as uncharacterized. Gene Ontology annotation, biological process: peptidyl-methionine modification; N-terminal protein amino acid modification. Gene Ontology annotation, molecular function: peptide deformylase activity. Gene Ontology annotation, cellular component: mitochondrion. Lineage: Eukaryota; Metazoa; Cnidaria; Anthozoa; Scleractinia; Pocilloporidae. The record is from RefSeq and is a predicted model, not a curated record.
GUCCGUCUAUUUCACCUCUAAACUAUGGCUCUUUCACCCUCUAAGUUACCUAGGCUAGGUGGCUCUAAUGUUAAUCUUCGUAUCAAAGUACGCCAAGUUUCAAAGUGGAUUCCCAGCUCGAUCAGAACACUCCUUAACAUUGACAGCCUGCAGGCUCGACAAAUAGGCGAUCCCAUAUUGCGGGAGGAAGCAGAGACAGUGGACAUCACCACUAUACAUUCCCCUGAGUUCAAACAAAUGAUUGAGCGAAUGUUCAAAGUUAUGAGGAAGGCGGAAAGUUUUGGUAUCGCUGCGCCACAGAUUGGAGUUGGACUUCGCGUAAUCGUGGUGGAGUUUACUGGAAAACACAUCAAAAUGUUAAAAGACAAGGGAGCAACGGAUAAAGAACUAAAACGCCUAGGGAUUGCUUUAGUCCCACCGAAAGUUUUUAUCAACCCUGAGUACAAAACAAUUGACCCAACUCUACUUGCGUUCCGCGAGGGGUGUCUAAGUGUUGAAGGUUAUUCAGCAGUUGUUCCUCGGGCAAAAGAGAUCGAAGUUUCUGCGCUUGAUACAGAAGCUCGACCGGUCACUUGGAGAACUAUGGGAUGGCCAGCUAGGAUCAUACAACACGAAGUUGAUCACUUAAAGGGAAAUCUCUUUAUUGAUUCCAUGCUAUAUAAAUCGUUUCAAAAGAACGAUUGGAGAAAUUACACUCAGAAAUAAUACAGAUAUUAGCUCAUAUUAGUCUAGAAAGAUUUUUGUGAGCAUGCCCCCCCCCCUCCCCUGCCCCUUCCUGGACCUGGGUUUAGCUAAUUAUUACCUAAUGGGGUUGUGCUUAUAUUAGAUUCAACCCCUUUCCAAUUUUUGUUCCUCUGACAUUGUUUCACACAGACCAUGAUUUAAUGGAAAAAGUCAUACAAACAAGGUGAAAUAUUUAGUGGUUGUUUGCAGCAGUUUUCUCUCAUCCAUUCUCUGUUUGCUCUGUUUCUAGUGACAAGCAAACAAGAAACUACAAACAUGGUUACUGGUAGCCUGCCCUUACUAAGGGAAAUACCAUUUGAGACAGGGAGGGGUUUGCAAGUUUGGGGCUCUUGCUGGUAAUUUGCUUUCCACAGCAGAUUCAAGAGUUUAUUUACAGUAGUUUUAAUUUGCAGCUGUUUUUUUCUCAUUUCUCUUAAAAUAAUGGUUAGCACUGGUUAUAUAAGGACCCUGGGAGUGGAAGACUGCACCUGUGAAGGAUAGAGUUUUCAUUUUUAUUCAGAACUCAAUGGUAACUCAUUGCUUUAUAUGGAACAAGUUGGCCAAACGUUUGAGAACUGACAUCAAAUUAUGCUGUCACUGAUACAUUAACAGGCUCAAUUUAUGAAACUGUUAUUUCUCUUGUAUUCCUGUUGAUUUACAGAUGUCCAAUUAUGGAGAUGCAAAGAGGGUAUAAGAGCUGCCUACAAUCAACACUUGAGGUCCAGAUAUAUCACGGGUUUUACAACCAAACCAUCCUUACCCUUAAGUGUCAUAAGGUGGACUAGCUGCCCUCAAUCGAAAGUGUUCUGCAGUACUUCUCCAAACCCUCCUUAAUAGGUUUUAAUGGGACACCUUGUUGAAUACACUUAAGACUAAUAAAGGGUUUCACUGUCAUGUGGCCACUGCUUAACACUG